GGUUCUGUUUCUUAUCCAAAAAAUAUACUCUGAAAUGGUAGAACAUGAAAUAGGCAGAGCAAAAUCUGAUCGCAUCAAUGCCUCCACUUCUCACCAACCCUUCUCCUCUUUUAAAACCUCAACUUCUCUUCCACAAACCUACUCUGCACUUUCACACCAACAAACUCAACCGAUGUCCGCUCAUCACCGCCAACCACGCCGCGGCGGCGUCCGAAAUCGACAUGGCCAAAAACAGACAGGGAGUGUACACAUCCAAGAAGAGCAAAGUCGUAGUUUUAUGGGACCUCGACAACAAGCCGCCACGUGGGCCUCCUUAUCCAGCAGCCAUUGCUCUCAAAGAGUUGGCUCAGAAGUUCGGGGAGAUUAUCGAAAUGUCUGCUUAUGCAAACCGCCACGCUUUUAUUCACCUCCCCAACUGGGUUAUGGAAGAACGGCGGGAGAGAAAACAGUUAGAUAUUCUUGAAAGAAAAGGGCUCGUGAACCAACCAGAAGCGUACGUUUGCGGAGUAUGCGGGCGUAAAUGCAAGACUAAUUUGGAUUUAAAGAAACAUUUUAAGCAGUUACAUGAGCGUGAGAGGCAAAAGAAACUCAACAGAAUGAGAUCGUUGAAGGGGAAGAAGCGACAGCGUUUUAAGGAGAGGUUCGUUUCCGGGAACCAUAAGUAUAACGAAGAAGCGAGAAAAUUGUUGACACCUAAAGUUGGGUAUGGAUUGGCUCAAGAAUUGAGGCGAGCUGGGGUUUAUGUUAAGACCGUCGAAGAUAAGCCGCAAGCUGCUGAUUGGGCUCUGAAGCGCCAAAUUGAGCAUUCAAUGAGCAGAGGAAUUGACUGGUUGUUUUUGAUAUCUGAUGAUUCUGAUUUUGCUGAGACUCUGAGGAGGGCUAGAGAGGCUGAUUUGCGGACUGUAGUUGUUGGGGAUAGAGAUAGGGCAUUGGGGAGGCAUGCUGAUUUGUGGGUGCCUUGGAUUGGUGUUGAGAAUGGGGAGGUUACUGAGAAUGAUUUGGUUCCCAAGAGUAGGGUUGUUGCGAGUGAUGAUUUUGAGGAUAACAAUGGUUUCUUUUCGGUUUUGCAUUUUGAUGAGGAGAUUGGUGGUCGGGUGGAAGAGAGUGAUGUGGAUGGUGUUAUUGAUGAACUUGCUGGAGUGAAUUUUGGGCGGAACAAUUUGAGGAUCUCGGUUUUUUCUGAAGGGGAAGACGAAGAUGAAGAAGGGGACUAUUUGUUAUCUGAUAGUGAGGAUGAGGGAUUUGAAGAUGAAGAUGGAGGCUUUUUCUUCUAUUAAAUUUAAAAUGCAUAAAGAAUUGAAUACGGUUUGUGGGAUUGGUUCAAUUUGGUGUAAAACAAUUGCAUUUGAGAAUGAUGAGGGAAUAAAUUGACCUUGUAUAGUAUCAGUAGAAGUAGUAUGGCUGUUCAAGGAAGUCAUGAAAUGGGUGAUUAACAUUUUAA
This is a messenger RNA of Mercurialis annua (annual mercury), 1441 nucleotides long. RefSeq lists its product as uncharacterized. Bases 78 to 1277 code for a protein of 399 amino acids. The record is from RefSeq and is a predicted model, not a curated record. Lineage: Eukaryota; Viridiplantae; Streptophyta; Magnoliopsida; Malpighiales; Euphorbiaceae. The transcript has a single exon.